Messenger RNA from Solea senegalensis (Senegalese sole), 1826 nucleotides. RefSeq lists its product as uncharacterized. NCBI's taxonomy places the organism in Eukaryota, Metazoa, Chordata, Actinopteri, Pleuronectiformes, Soleidae. The coding region runs from base 398 to 1024 and encodes 208 amino acids. The record is from RefSeq and is a predicted model, not a curated record. The transcript has 7 exons.
CAGUCGAGCUCCGGCCGUCAUGUGAGAGCCAAUGAAAUCACUCCUCGCUACCAAGAAUUCUACCAAGAAUUGACCAAUCGGGUGGCGCCCCACUACCAAGAAUUGCGAGAACCAAUCACCGCUCGUCAUGGGCUACCAAGAUUUGACCAAUCGCAAUCGGUAUCGCUACCAAGAUUUGAGAGACGCUAUUUCGUCCAGACCGUCAUCUUUUGCUGCAUUUUACAAGAAUGGAUCCUAAAUUUAGGAAGAGGGCUGAGAAUGCGCUGGGCUAUGCUGGAUAUGUGGUGGCAUCAAUGUCGGAGGAAUCAGGAAGCUCUGAUUCAACCUCGUCAAUAAAAGAGCCUUGCUGAAGUAUAUUUCGCUGUAUCCGGAGGGACGUUAUGCCAUUCAGUUCAAGAUGGAGGCGAGAUCCACAAGUCAGCGUAAACCAGCCACCUCCACACAGGCCUCCACCUCAUCACAGCCCUCCACCUCACCGCGACCAUCCUCAGUGCCUGUAUCCUCCCUGCGGUCAUUGUUGACAGGGAAAGGUGUGUCCCAGCAGAGCAUCCACAAGUCUGUCAAGAGGCUGUUUAUGCCACCAAAGUUUCAUCCAUCAGCUGUACCUGUGUGCCCCCCAGUUUGUGAGGACAGUGGGAGACCUGCUGGAUCUAAUCCCAGCCUUGGUCCCCAGCUUCAAACCGACACUCCUCAGACCUCUCAGGAUGCGGAAAUGCUCUGCACUCAUCAAGCUCCCCAGCAAGAUGCUCCUAGUGUGGCAGAGGAACAGCCUUCAACAUCAUCAUGCUCCACCAGUCAUGAUGACUCUGUUGGACCAGACAACAUUGAGGGCUUCCAAGCUGUCCAGGACUUGACGGGACACUUAUUCACAUUAAAAGACCACAGUCUUGCCCUGUCAAGAUUGCCCUAUGGGAGUGUUUGUCAGAGUAUGACAAAAAAAAAACAGUCUACCCUCCACGCUAUCAAGACACAAUCUCCAAAGGGAGAUUCAGGGCCACAAAAAAAAAUGUUGCACCUGGUGUAGAGAGUACAAAGCGAUGCUUUGCAGGAGGGAAAAGCCCAGCACAGUGGCCUGACUGCAAUCGUGUGUGUGAGGCACUUUUUAUUCAACUUUGCGAGGAGUAUCGUGGACCCAGGCGCAUUGAUGGAGUCAGGAAAGAGCGUUGGAGCCUUGUCACCAAAGCAUAUCUUCACAUCCGCCAAGUCAUUCUAAAUAAUGCCAUGGUGAUGGAGAAGACCACCAUCCAGCUCCCGGUGAUGAAUACUGCAACCAUCGCUAGUUGGUACAAUAAACUUCAGAAAAAGCAGGAGAAGAGCAUGCUGGAGCAAGGCCUGUCUAUUCCAAAGAACACUAAUGUGAGCCCAGAGAGCUUGCCUCUUGCAGUUGUGAGGAAAGACAGGCCCUGUGUCCCGACCAGCAGUGUGGCAAAUCCCCACAUCUUUGUCCUGCCCUCUAACACGGCAGGGACCGCGCAGCUGAAACAGCGACGGAACCUGCCAGUGACUCCAUCUGCAAUUCGGCCACCAUUCCUUGCAGCUCUCGAUCAACCUCUUCAUCCUCCCCAGCCUGUACCACAACCUCUCCUGCUUGCACCACAACCUCUCCUGCCUGCACCGCAACCUCUCCUGCUUGCACCACAACCUCUCCUGCUUGCACCACAAGCAGUACUUCGGAAAUUGGUACUGCCAAGCCACAGCCACUACAACUCUGGCUGAGUGGAAGGCCUCAUUUGAAGCCCGGGGUUAUGGCAAAAGGAAAGAUGCACCACCACAGUAAUUUUGUAUUUGUAUUGUAUUGUAUUUGUCUUCACUUAUCUAAUAUUAUA